Saccharomyces eubayanus is the source of this 1551-nucleotide messenger RNA. RefSeq names its product putative mannosyltransferase (gene KTR7). Gene Ontology annotation, cellular component: Golgi apparatus; membrane. Gene Ontology annotation, biological process: protein N-linked glycosylation; cell wall mannoprotein biosynthetic process. Gene Ontology annotation, molecular function: alpha-1,2-mannosyltransferase activity. The transcript has a single exon. The record is from RefSeq and is a predicted model, not a curated record. Bases 1 to 1551 code for a protein of 516 amino acids. NCBI's taxonomy places the organism in Eukaryota, Fungi, Ascomycota, Saccharomycetes, Saccharomycetales, Saccharomycetaceae.
AUGGCUAUAAGGUUAAAGCCAAAAGUGAGAAACUUCUUACUUGACAUGUGUCAACGAAGGCGAUAUGGUUUCCUUUUCAUAGCCUCUGUCCUCGCCAUACUGUAUUAUAAUGGCAACUGGCCAUUUCCCUCAAAAAUAAUGCUCGAUCCGAACAAUCUACCUUACUCCUUUCAGGACUAUUCCACUGAUAAAGACGAGCCGUUUUUUCGGGGUUGUACCGAUACCAGCCUGUAUCUACAAGACCCAGAUUAUACCAAAAUGAACGCGUCUUUUGUUAUGCUUACAAGAAACGAAGAAGUAGACGAUGUAUUGAAAACAAUGAAAAGUAUAGAGGGCCAUUUUAACCAAUGGUUCGAGUACCCGUACGUGUUUUUGAACGAUGAACCAUUCACAGAUUUCUUUAAGGACCAAAUUCGAGCGAUAACCAAUGCCAGUAUUGAGUUCGGUGUUGUCAAUGAAAUAGAAUGGGAAUUUCCAGCCGAAGUACGUGAUUCAUUACUUUUCAAAACUGCAUUAGAAGACCAAAAUGAUAGAGGCAUAAUGUACGGUAAUAUGGAAUCGUACCAUCAGAUGUGCCGAUUUUAUUCCGGAUUGUUUUACAAGCAUCCACUAGUCUCAAAAUACGAGUGGUAUUGGAGGAUAGAACCGGAUGUAGACUUCUUUUGUGAUAUCUCAUACGAUCCAUUUUUUGAAAUGGCCAAAAACAAUAAGAAAUACGGGUUCACCGUAUUGAUAACCGAACUGUAUUGGACUGUUCCUAACUUGUUCAGAACAACCAAGAGUUUUAUAAAAAAGACAGCGGGUUUAAGAGGGAACCUGGGCACACUAUGGAAACUAUUCACAUUCAAUCAUAAUAUUCUAGACACUGAAGAUGAAGAAAUUUCUAGAUGGGUGAAUCAACCCUGGGAAGCGAAACCAAAAUUGACUGAGAAGCUGAUGGUAGACUUUCUAGUAGAGAACCACAGCCAAGAUGAUUAUGAGGAUGAUAUAGAAGGUAUACAAUAUCUGGUGGAAAGGGCGCGCUCUAAGAUACCAUUGCUGGAAGAUGCUUUUGAAAAGGAAGAAUACAACUUGUGCCAUUUUUGGAGCAAUUUUGAAAUUGCCCGUGUUGAUUUAUUCGAUAAUGAGAUUUAUAACGCCUAUUUCAAACAUUUAGAGGAAACGGGUGGUUUCUGGACCGAAAGAUGGGGAGAUGCGCCCAUCCAUUCGAUUGGUUUAGGAAUGAUUCUGGACCUAGAAGACGUUCAUUAUUUUAGGGACAUUGGUUAUAGACAUUCGUCGUUACAACAUUGCCCGAAGAAUGCCUUACAAGAGCAAAAAAAUCCUCUUAAGUUUGAUAAAGGAUAUGGCUUCGGAUCUGGAUGCCGAUGCGUCUGUCCCAAGAAUGAGGAAGAUAUCGAGGAUAAUUCUAGCCCCUGCAUGGACAUUUUCUUUGAAUUACUUCACGGCAAGGAGUACGAGCAAGAUUUUCCAGGCUGCUACAAGCCUUCCAUAAAAGACGAGGACGUGGUUGAAGAAAUCAGGAAAGAGAAUUUCAAAAUCCUUGAUUAG